Messenger RNA from Saprolegnia parasitica CBS 223.65, 787 nucleotides. RefSeq lists its product as hypothetical. Bases 14 to 787 code for a protein of 257 amino acids. The transcript is spliced from 5 exons. NCBI's taxonomy places the organism in Eukaryota, Oomycota, Saprolegniomycetes, Saprolegniales, Saprolegniaceae. The record is from RefSeq and is a predicted model, not a curated record.
GUGGAAGGCAGCGAUGAGCGCAAGUCAGGACUCGGGCGCCGGUCGGGCCGUGCGCUUCGCCUUCACGGAAGAGAUCAUCAAUCCCGAGGGCGCAGAAGGCAGGCCCCAUCAAGAUGAGGAGGAGAACCAGGCGCCGCCCUCGGAUAACGCGCCGCCAGAGUCUGGGAACGGCCUGCUUGGCCUUAAGGUGCGCAACUUUGGCCCGUUCGUCAUUGCGCAAAAGUACGAGCUCAUGGACGGCACGGGCAGCGCCGUAUGGCAGGCGGCCGAGGCCAUGCUGCAAAUCAUGACGAUGCCGCAGUACCAAGGAAUGCUACACAGCCGCAAGGUGCUCGAGCUGGGCGCGGGCACGGGGGUCAACGCGCUGGCGGCGGCCAUGUGGAGUGGCCACGUCGUCGCAACGGACGGCGACCUCGACUCGGUCUCACUCAUCGAAGAAAACGUCAAGCAGAACCAGCUCCACCUGCCACGGCCCAUCACGGUGCGGCAUCUCGAGUGGGGCAACCAGGCGCAGAUCAAGGGGCUCAAGCACGAGUUUGGGCUCUUCGACGUCAUCCUUGGCAGCGACGUGCUCUUCAACGCGAUUGAGGGUCCUCUCCUCGUCACAAUCUACGAGCUCUGUGGCGUGCAUGGCAUUGUGAUCCUCACGCACACGCCGCGCGAGACGGCCCGGGAAAACGCCAUCCUGCAGAGCUUCACGCGCUACUUCAACAUGACGCAGUCGAUGGUCACGGGUACAAGCGUCAUUUGUACCAUCUUAUCGCGCAAGGUCACGACCUACUAUUGA